Molecule: messenger RNA, 527 nt
Organism: Juglans regia (Persian walnut)
Lineage: Eukaryota; Viridiplantae; Streptophyta; Magnoliopsida; Fagales; Juglandaceae
Product: auxin-induced protein 15A-like
Exons: 1
Coding region: 130-429 (99 amino acids)
Biological process (GO): response to auxin
Source: RefSeq, a predicted model, not a curated record
CCUUCUGACCAUAAAGCCUUCAGUACCCUGCGCGCAACUUAAAACUGCUACAACUUCCAAUACCAGUUCUCUUAUCACUCAAAUCCCAUCUCGACCCGCUCACAACUUCCCAUACCAGUUGUACUAGUCAUGGGUAUGCGUCUGCAAUCCGUGCUUCUCAAUGCCAAGCAACUUCUCAAACUGCAGUCUAUGCAUACUAGAGGCAGAAAUCAGCCGGACGUUCCCAAAGGCCAUAUUGCAGUCUAUGUGGGAGAGAUCCAAACAAAGAGGUUUGUGAUUCCCAUAUCUUACUUGAACCAUCCUUCGUUCCAAGAUCUGCUUAAGCAAGCUGAGAAAGAGUUCGGAUUCAAUCAUCCAAUGGGUGGCCUAACUUUUCCAUGCAAAGAGGACGCCUUCAUUGAUCUCACUUCUCAGUUGCAUGCCUCAUGAAAGAUGAAGAACGAUGAGCUUUCCUCUACAAUUUUGACAUCUUUUUUCUCUAAUAGACUUCAGAAUAGUACUACUUUAGAAGUAACUUAGUGGACAGA